Molecule: messenger RNA, 1853 nt
Organism: Ectocarpus siliculosus
Lineage: Eukaryota; Phaeophyceae; Ectocarpales; Ectocarpaceae
Source: the annotation of a GenBank genome assembly
AAAGCGAUCCCGGCCCGUCGACGACUCUCGUUAAGAUGGGUUUCUCUUCGAUCCUCUCCAUAGCCUUGGUCCUGGCCCCCGGGUCGGAGGCCUUCCUGUCUGCUCGCGGAGCCAUGCCGCUCGCCUCCUCGAGGGCGGUUGCAUCACCGGCUGCCUUCCGCAGCACCUCCAUGGCACCACGACAGCAGUGCAACACCAAGAGCCUCAAGAUGUCAACUGCCGCAGCUCCCGUAGUUGCCGGUGGCAGCACAACAGCCCCAGUCUCAGCUGUGGCAAGUGCUCCCUCGGUAAAACCUCCCCCGCAGAUGUACCAGAACGCUGUCGACAUUGGGCAGAAGAAAGCGUCGGGGUCAGUAGCAAAACUGUUCCUCAUGGGCAUAAUUUCGGGCUGCCACAUUGGCUUUGGUGCGUUGCUGGCAGUGUCAAUCGGAGGAAACUGCCCAGGACUUCUGGCUACGAACCCGGGACUGCAGAAGAUCAUUUUCGGGGCAUUUGGUCUGCCGUUUGGGCUUUUCAUGACUGUCGUUGGAGGUGGCGAGUUGUUCACGGGCAACACUGCCGUGGUGACCGCGGCCGUUAUCGAGGGCAAGGCUUCCAUCGGCGGUCUGCUAAAGAAUUGGGUUUUCUCCUACCUCGGCAACUUCGUCGGGUCGCUCUUGCUCGUGUUUUUGGCUGUGCAGGGUGGGGUAGUUGUUAACCCCGGAUCUGCGAUGGGCAUUGCUACGGCCAAGACGUCGCUCACCUUUGUGCAGGCGUUCGCUAGGGGGAUACUGUGCAACUGGCUCGUCUGCAUGGCUGUGUGGAUGUCGGUCAGCGCCAGCGAUGCUGCCGGGAAGUUCUUUGCCAUUUUCCUACCGAUCUCGGCGUUUGUCGCUUUGGGACUUGACCACAGCGUCGCCAACAUGUUCUUAAUCCCUCUCGGGAUGGCCCUCGGUGCUGGCGUAACUUGGUCGCAGUUCCUUUUGGCCAACUUGCUCCCGGUGACCUUGGGAAACAUCGUCGGAGGCGCUGUUGCCGUGUGCGGGCUGUACUCGGGUGCUUUCGGGUCGCUUUUUGGCAAGAAGAAGUAAAAAGCUUGAUGUUCUUCUCUCUGCUGCCAAUUCGUUUGCGACAAGACACACAUGCAAGGACGACAUCAUGAUUCCCGGUCCCGGGGCGGUAUGUCAGCGUGAUAGUUGUUAGUACCGACACUCUACUUCUGAUGUCUAAUAUACUGCCGUCACCGCUUUCCUCGGUCAGCACGCUGGAUUCGGUUUUUAAGACGUGCGGACAACGCUUGUCGGCACCGUUUACUGUGUUGUUGCUCGCCAGGCGACGUGAAGGAUGUCUGUUGGGUGAGGAUGUUUCCAGCGUUCUUUAAGGUGGUUAGUUUGCGGUAGUGGCGAGGUAUGCGCAAUAUGGAGCACUGGCCGCAGCUCAGGUUCCGAGUAUUACCUGGUCAUGAUGCAUGAAACGUCCACCGCUACAAUCACGUGGAAUGUUUCUUCCCAGCGUGGUAGUUCGCCUAUUUAAUUAUUGUAGCUCCUCCACAACUAGGAUAGGAUAGGAUUGCUCUCGCGAGCGCUUCUGGCUCGCCUUUGUUUUUAUCUUCUAGGACGAUAUUCCUGUACAAGUAUGUUAUGAAUGCGGGCGUGCUUUGUAAUUGUCUUUGUGCUUCAGAUGUCUCCCGGAUGGAUUUUCCGCAUCGUCCGCCUUUCGGAUGUUGUGCGUGCGCGGUGACAUUUGGUUUUCCCGCUCCUGUUGGCAACAUUUGCGCCGCUUUCAAAGGUGGUGUCUCCUGGCUGCAUUGCUCCAAUUUUUUUUUUUUUUUUCCGUUGUUCAUGGCGGCCAGCCUGACUGUCUGCAAUUCUCCU